Messenger RNA from Dioscorea cayenensis subsp. rotundata (Guinea yam), 1806 nucleotides. Its product is annotated as carotene epsilon-monooxygenase, chloroplastic-like. NCBI's taxonomy places the organism in Eukaryota, Viridiplantae, Streptophyta, Magnoliopsida, Dioscoreales, Dioscoreaceae. Gene Ontology annotation, molecular function: iron ion binding; heme binding. Gene Ontology annotation, biological process: carotenoid biosynthetic process. Gene Ontology annotation, cellular component: chloroplast. The record is from RefSeq and is a predicted model, not a curated record.
CCAUUCUCACCUCCACUACCAACAACAAUGCCCACCUCGCUCCUCUCUUCUCUCCUUCCUCCUUUCUCCUCUUCAUCCUCUCCCAAACCCUAUCCCCAUUCCCUCUCUCCCAGCACCUCCAUUCUCCUCCCCCGUGCUUCUCUCGGCUCCAGCAAUGGCCGCAAGCCUCCUCCCACCUCCUCCAAUGGCUCUUGGGUCAGCCCCGACUGGCUCACCGCCAUCUCCCGCUCCCUUUCCUUAUCCGACGACUCUGGAAUCCCCAUCGCCGACGCCCGCCUCGACGACGUCUCUGACCUCCUCGGCGGCGCACUCUUCCUCCCCCUUUACAAAUGGAUGGUCGAGAAUGGUCCCGUUUACCGCCUCGCCGCCGGCCCCCGUAACUUCGUCAUCGUCAGCGAUCCCGCCAUUGCCAAGCACGUCCUCAGGAACUACCCUAACUACGCCAAAGGCCUCGUCUCUGAGGUCUCCCAGUUCUUGUUCGGCAAUGGAUUCGCCAUCGCUGAGGGCUCGCAUUGGAUGGUGAGACGCAAAGCUGUAUCUCCUUCUCUUCAUAAGAAGUUUUUAUCAGUGAUGGUCGACAAGGUGUUCUGUAGGUGUGCUCAAAGGCUGGUUGAGAAGCUUGAGCCGUUUGCUUUAAGAGGCGAUAUGGUGAACAUGGAGGAGAAGUUUUCUCAAUUGACAUUGGAUGUUAUUGGCCUUUCCUUGUUUAAUUUCAAUUUUGACUCCCUUUCUUCUGAUAGUCCUGUCAUUGAUGCAGUUUACACUGCAUUGAAGGAGACAGAGGCUCGCUCCACUGAUAUUCUCCCCUACUGGAAGAUUGGGUUUUUGUGCAAGAUAGUUCCUAGGCAGAUAAAAGCAGAAAGAGCAGUGACCAUUAUCAGGAAGACUGUUGAAGAACUAAUUGCAAAAUGCAAAGAAAUGGUAGAGGCUGAAGGGGAACGAGUUGACAGAGAGGAUUAUGUCAAUGAAGCAGAUCCAAGCAUUCUGCGCUUCUUGCUAGCCAGUCGUGAGGAGGUUAGCAGUGUACAAUUGCGAGACGACCUUCUAUCAAUGCUAGUUGCUGGACAUGAAACAACAGGUUCUGUAUUGACAUGGACUCUUUAUCUUCUUAGUAAGGACCCAUCUGCCUUGUCUAGAGCACAAGAAGAGGUCGGCAGUGUUCUGCAAGGAACUCCUAGAUACGAUGAUGUCAAAGAGCUGAAGUACUUGACUCGCUGCAUAUAUGAAUCAAUGCUGCCUUACCCACAUCCUCCUGUCUUGAUAAGGCGGGCUCAAACUGCUGAUGUGCUUCCUGAAAUUACAAGGUCAAUGCUCAGUCAAGAUAUAAUGAUAUCAGUGUACAAUAUACAUCAUUCUCCUCAGGUCUGGGACAGAGCAGCAGAAUUUGUGCCUGAAAGGUUUGACCUGGAGGGACCUAUACCAAAUGAGACAAAUACUGAUUUUAGGUUUAUUUUCAUUCCAUUCAGUGGCGGACCACUGGAAAUGUAUCGUGACCAGUUUGCUAUGCUGGAGGCUAUCAUUGCAUUAGCAAUGCAACAUAUGAACUUCGAUCUGGUUGCUGAUCAAAAGAUCGGCAUGACAACUGGUGCAACCAUCCACACUACGAAUGUACCUAGAAGCAAAUACAUGAAACCUUUUGUUGACUAUGCUACGAAUGUGAAAGUUCCUUAUUUUACUGACUUUAUGCUUCCUAGUGCAUAUCCAAAUGUUAUUGAGGAACUAUUGUCCCAUUCAAUUUGUGUGAUUGGAAAAGAUGAAUACCAGACUAUUCCACUUCCCAUGAAUAAGAAAAUUUGUAUAUCGUGA